Molecule: messenger RNA, 186 nt
Organism: Protopolystoma xenopodis
Lineage: Eukaryota; Metazoa; Platyhelminthes; Monogenea; Polystomatidea; Polystomatidae
Source: the annotation of a GenBank genome assembly
AGCGUUACUGAUGCCAUUGACUGGAACUUCGCGAUAGUUGAGCUGCUGGAAAAGCAAGGUGUCGACUUACGUAAAGAGAUGCAGAAUCGUCUGCUGCAAUUGGAAGAGCAGCAUCGGCGUGAAAAGGAAGAGGCUAACCAUUUCUUUGCUCAACAGCGCAAAGUGAGUACAUGCCUCGCAAGUUAA